UGUGACACUGCACGGACUAGUUACCACCACAGUGGAAAGAGCAUUGCCAAGCCGGAUGUCCACCUUCCUCGACAUCUGGGAAUCAUCGACGCGACCGUGUUUUAAACGACAAGGCAUUGACCGAACUUUCCUUUUGCAGAUUCUUCUUUUAGACUGCCCCGUCUCAGAUGAUGCUUCUAGAGCGGAAGGAGGCAAGGCGAGCACACCAUACACAAUAACAUACGUGUAAGCAGUGCUACCUUAUUCGAACAGGAGAGAUUUACCCUCCGACUCAAGAACAUUCGCCUCCUUACCAUCCGCCCUCCGAUAAACCGUCACCACAGCCGCACCCCCCAGC
Canariomyces notabilis is the source of this 337-nucleotide messenger RNA. RefSeq lists its product as uncharacterized. The record is from RefSeq and is a predicted model, not a curated record. NCBI's taxonomy places the organism in Eukaryota, Fungi, Ascomycota, Sordariomycetes, Sordariales, Chaetomiaceae. The transcript is spliced from 2 exons. Bases 56 to 229 code for a protein of 57 amino acids.